Ascochyta rabiei is the source of this 1530-nucleotide messenger RNA. RefSeq lists its product as uncharacterized. The transcript is spliced from 3 exons. Gene Ontology annotation, cellular component: membrane. Gene Ontology annotation, molecular function: transmembrane transporter activity. Gene Ontology annotation, biological process: transmembrane transport. Bases 1 to 1530 code for a protein of 509 amino acids. The record is from RefSeq and is a predicted model, not a curated record. NCBI's taxonomy places the organism in Eukaryota, Fungi, Ascomycota, Dothideomycetes, Pleosporales, Didymellaceae.
AUGACUGAAGUCAAAGACACCGUCCAGGUAGCUGUUCGAAACACCUCAGACGACAUCUCCUCGAAGAACGUACCCGCAGCCGCAGCUGGAGAAAACAACUCUUCAAAUGGCUCCAAAACAACAAGCUGGUGGCGCCAUGCUGUCGGAUAUAUCUGGGACACCGUUGAGGGCGAUCCUGAAAACCGCCGCUAUGUGACAAGACUGGACCGAAUUUUCUUCCCUACGGUGUUGUUGGGAUACUUCAUCAAGUAUCUCGACCAGACAAACUACAGCAACGCGUUUGUCAGCGGGAUGAAAGAAGACCUACAUCUGUACGGCAACGAGAGGAACUGGCUGAAUACGUGGUUCAGCCUGGGCAUCAUGAUUGGCAGCGUACCGGCACAGAUGUCGCAGCUGAGCUUGGUGCGAUCGUCCAUUCUGAUACCGACUUGUGAGUUGUGUUGGUCGGCGCUCACCAUUGGCAUGGCUUUUACCAGUAGUAUCAAGACUAUGUACGUGCUCCGCUUUUUCAUCGGAAUCUUCGAGGCGUGUUCUUUUCCAGGAUACAUCGCCAUGCUGGGCAGCUGGUACGGUCCCAAAGAGCUUACCAAGCGACUGGCAAUCCUUCUCCAGGUCGAAUCCAUGGCGAGCAUGUUCAGCGGAUACCUCCAGGGAGGUCUUCACUCGAGCAUGAACGGACGUCAUGGUCUGGCUGGCUGGCGUUGGCUGUUCGUCAUGGACGCCGUUAUCAGUCUUCCCAUUGCGAUCUGGGGAUUCUUCGGCCUGCCCGACCGUCCACACAACACGAGAGCGUUCUACUUCUCGCCCGAACACGUCAAGUACGGGAUUGAGAGGAUUGAGAAAUUCGGCCAGACGGAGCAGACCAAGUUGACCUGGAAAGAGGCGAAGAGGGUUUUCUCAAGCUGGAAGAUUUGGGUCUUCGUCGUUUCCUAUACCAUGGUAGCAGCAUGCCACACCGCGACCAGCUACUUCAACCUAUGGCUCAAGGCAUCCGGCUACAGCGUCGAGAAGACCAACUACCUGCCAACAGGCGGCAACGCCCUCAACAUAGUCUUCACCGUAACCUGCGGCAUCAUCGCCGACCGCACGGGAGCAAACUACGGGAUGAUCGUCAUAAUCCAGCUGCUCAUGAUAUUCUCCAACAUUCUACUAUCCGUUUGGCACAUUCCGAAGAGCGCCCUCAUGUUCGCAUACUACCUCUCGUACUGCGGCUCAGCAGCAACUCCAAUCCUCAUCAGCUGGGCCACGCGUCUCAAUGCUGCGGACGCAAGCGUGAGACAGCUGCUGGUCGCGACCGCGAACGUUGUUUCGUACGCAUGGGUGCUCUGGGUGCCGCUCGUCCUUUUCCCCACCUACGAUGCGCCCAAGUAUAAGUACGGAUACCAGAUUCUGAUACUAUUUGGCGGGUGGGCCAUCGCCAGCGUGACUGUAAUGUGGUACGCUUACAGGCGGAGAGAGGCGAAGCAGGCGAGGAGCGGAGAGGAGAAAGGCGUGCGGGAGCGAGAAGAGUUGGAGGGAGCGAAGCUAUAG